CCUUCCUUCAGCUUAUCGUUGCCAUCUAAAAUCUAGAAUGGAAGCAUCAAGAUCCCCUUCACCACAGUUUGCUCCACCAAAGCUGACUGAUAAGCCACCUGUAGCUGCUCAGGAUGAAAAUUCCACAAGAAUUGAAAGAGUGAUGGAUAACAAUACAACAGUAAAAAUGGUUCCAAUCAAGAUUGUACAUUCUGAGAGCCAUUCAGAGAAGGCAAGCAGGCAGAAUCUUGGCACUAGAAUAGAGCCUCCUACUUUACGAAGCGGCUUUAAAAAAGACCAAAUCAAGACACUUAGCACUCCUGAACAGUCCUAUUCACGUUUUUGUGCCUAUACAAGACAAGGUGUGGAAACUGACCUUGAGAACAAAUCAAGCCUGUCUUCUUUGCAAUCUGUUGAAAGCUUUGGGAGGAACAUAAAGGAAAAUGACAUAUUCACCCAAGCAGUUAUUUGUGUGAGAGCCAAAGAAAGGACAAUUGAGGACUGGAAAUCAGAAGAAUUAGCUAGAGAAAUAGUGGAUAAGGAUAAAUCAUUAGCAGAAAUUUUGGACCCAAAUGUGAAAAUAAAAACCACAAUGGAUUUAAUGGAGGGAAUCUUUCCCAAAGAUGAAUAUUUCUUAGAAGAAGAUCAACAUCACAGAAAAUUUCUUUUAAAGGUUUCAGUACCCAAAACUGAAGAGGAAAAGAAAGAGGGGUUGCCUCUGUCUUUGGCCAUUCCCUUAACAACUAAUUCCACUUACUAUAGCACCUCUGCACCCAAGGCAGAACUUCUGAUUAAGAUGAAGGAUAUGCAGCAGCAACAGCAAAGUGAGGAAGAUUCUGAAAAUGAGUUAGACCACAAUUUGUCUGAGAAGAAGGUAAGCUUAUCAUGAGAUUUUGUUUUCAGUGUUACUUAUUAUUGGAAGCCAUGGUCUUGAGCUGUCUAGCGGUUCUGUCUCAGUGCCUGUUCAGCUGAUCACACCAAAAAUUAAGAGGAAGCAACAGUGCCUAGUAUCCAAUAUCCACAAAGUAAAAG
Molecule: messenger RNA, 1011 nt
Organism: Protobothrops mucrosquamatus (brown spotted pit viper)
Lineage: Eukaryota; Metazoa; Chordata; Lepidosauria; Squamata; Viperidae
Product: protein Shroom2
Exons: 3
Coding region: 38-868 (276 amino acids)
Biological process (GO): actin filament organization
Cellular component (GO): apical plasma membrane; apical junction complex; cortical actin cytoskeleton
Molecular function (GO): actin filament binding
Source: RefSeq, a predicted model, not a curated record